CUUGCACGCUAGGACUUGUUAGCUGGCACAUGCGUGGAGCGUUCUUCCUUGCCCAGAUUGCUCAUUCGUCACUGAAAGCUGCUGCUAUCCACUGUAUCUUGAAAUCAUGUUCAUCCCUGUUGACACACACGAUUAGCUGCAACGUCGCAUUUCCAGCUGCGAAUCCGUCAACUUAUAGCCCGCGUACUCAUCGGACAUAUCUUGUGCAUGCCCAACCACCAGCAGGCCCGGCUAAUUACGGAGCCACUGCAUAUAUCAGCAGCAGAGUGGGGUGCCUUUGAUCCUCACACCGAGGCCAGCUCCAGCUCGAUCGAUCGCCAUGACGAACGGGUACCUGUUCCGGGAGUACAUCGGCGCGCAGUUCACCGGCGUCCGGUUCUCCGACGUGCCCGUCAACACCGGCGUCAGCUUCCACUACAUCCUCGCCUUCGCCAUCGACUACACGCCGGUGGCGCAGAAGCCGACGCCGACGCCGACCAACGGCGCGUUCAGCGCGUUCUGGGACACGGCGAGCCUGUCCCGCGCCGACGUGGCCGCCAUCAAGGCCGCGCACCCGAACGUGAGCGUCAUGGUCGGCCUCGGCGGCGACAGCGUGCAGGACAUCGUCAAGGUCUCCUUCGCGCCCAACUCCGUCGACUCGUGGGUGGCCAACGCCGUGGCGUCGCUCUCGCGCCUCAUCAACGAGUACGGCCUCGACGGGGUGGACGUCGACUACGAGCGCUUCGCCACCGGGGUGAGCGUCGACACCUUCGUCGAGUGCGCCGGCCGGCUGCUCACCCAGCUCAAGGCCAGGUUCCCCAACAUCACCACCUCCAUCGCGCCGUUCGAGGACGACACCGUGCAGAGGUACUACAGGGCGCUGUGGGCAAGGUACUCCCGGGUCAUCGACUACGUCAACUUCCAGUUCUACGGCUACGGCGCCAACACCGACGUCCAGACCUACGUGAUGUUCUACGACCGGCAGACGGGCUACUACCCCGGCGCCAAGGUGCUCGCCAGCUUGCAGACCGGCAAGACCACCGAGGAGCUGGGGCUGCUCUCUCCGGACCAAGGCAUCGCCGCGGCCAAGGAGCUGCUGCGGCAGAACAAGCUGCCGGGGUUCUUCAUCUGGUCGGCGGACAGCUCCAAGCAGAGCGACUACAAGUUCACCUAUGAGACCAGGGCGCAGGAGAUCGUCGCCAACCAUUGAUCUCCAAACGGAUGGCAUACACUACUUACUAUCAAUAAGAGUUAGGCUUGCGAAGAGCCGUAGAAUAAGCGCACUUGUAAGUGCGCGCGUGCAAUCUUUAAAUCCUUCAUACGAGUGCUUGUUUGCAAAACUACUGCGUGAAAGUGGUGUGACGACGGUAAGAACAAAGUGGAUGGUUCAGGAAUGAAAUGAAGCGUCGUUUCCCAUCA
Molecule: messenger RNA, 1398 nt
Organism: Hordeum vulgare subsp. vulgare (domesticated barley)
Lineage: Eukaryota; Viridiplantae; Streptophyta; Magnoliopsida; Poales; Poaceae
Product: chitinase 1-like
Exons: 1
Coding region: 320-1189 (289 amino acids)
Biological process (GO): carbohydrate metabolic process
Molecular function (GO): hydrolase activity, hydrolyzing O-glycosyl compounds
Source: RefSeq, a predicted model, not a curated record